UCUGGCAAACAGUUCUGGACAAUGGUGUCGUCGAAGAAGCCGAAGAGCGAUGGCGUCAAUAAAGGCGACGGCCUCAACGCACGCAGCUCCGGCUCCAAAUCGAAGAAGAAUUCGUCAAAUAAGGCGAAGUUAAAGGAGGCUGCGAAGAAGGAUGCGGAGGUUCACGAGAUCUCGGAAUCGUCGAGCAGCGAAGGGAGGCGUGAUGAGCCGAAGGAAAGCAAUGGCGGCGUCGUGGUUUCGGAAGACGCUAAGAUGAUUAGGUUCCCGAUGAAUCGGAUUCGGAGGAUCAUGAGAAGCGAUAACUCAGCUCCUCAGAUCAUCAUGCAGGACGCUGUGUUUCUUGUCAAUAAAGCCACCGUACAGUACCAACCAUUAGUAUAUUGGCAUGAAUUGUUCAUUGAGAGGUUUUCUGAGGAAGCUUAUGGAAGUUCUGUUAAGGACAAGAAGAAGUUCAUCCACUACAAGCAUCUAUCAUCUGUAGUGAGUAACGAGGAGAGAUAUGAGUUCCUUGCGGAUUGUGUUCCUGAGAAACUAAAAGCAGAGGUGGCCUUGGAGGAAUGGGAUAGAAGCAUGACAGAUGUAGGCUGAGAUUUAACCGUUGGAAGGAACCUACCUGAACCUUUGGGAAUUUGAGUCAUCUCCAAUCUUCUCACUCCUUUAUAAUCCUUAAUGAGAUUGCACAUAGUUCAUUUCUAGAAUGUAUUACCACCUUUUUUCUUUAUUUUUACGAAUUCGAGUUUAUAAGAGUUUUCGGAACUAUAAGGUUUUACUUUCCUAGUAUAAUAAUGAAAUUUAUGAUCGGGCAAUAAGACAUACUAUCGCCCCUAACAUAUUGUAAACGCAAGCAUUAACAAGAGCUUACACUACU
Molecule: messenger RNA, 868 nt
Organism: Brassica oleracea var. oleracea
Lineage: Eukaryota; Viridiplantae; Streptophyta; Magnoliopsida; Brassicales; Brassicaceae
Product: chromatin accessibility complex protein 1
Exons: 4
Coding region: 22-588 (188 amino acids)
Biological process (GO): regulation of DNA-templated transcription
Cellular component (GO): nucleus
Molecular function (GO): protein heterodimerization activity
Source: RefSeq, a predicted model, not a curated record